ACUGCAGCUGUCAAUCAAACAGCGUCUUUAUAACCAGCCGCAGAAGCUGCAUCACUGUGUCUCGGCGUAGACCAGGGGACAGACAGGAGCUCUGCCCGUGAUUAUUGAUCGUCAAUCGAUAGCUCCUUCUGAUGCAACUAAUGCAACGGGUUUAGAUCAGGAUUGGUUAAGUAUCGCUAGAUAGAUCAAACCUCUCUUUGAGGCACUGGCAUUUUGUGGAAACUAGUUAACUGUGACCAUUCCUGGUGUUUGCUCUCAUAUUAGCCGGCUUAUUUCGGAAAAGAUGGAUAAGUCGAGUGGGAACAAUUUGACAGCGGUGAACAGCUCCACCGACAAGUGGUCGCUCAAUGAACGAGGCCCUCAGCAAUACUGGGUCCCCGAGGAGCUCCGGGUGCUGGUGCCGGCCAUCCUGGGAGUCAUCUGUGUCUUGGGUGUGGCUUGCAAUCUCACUGCAAUGGUCAUCUUGUUCUCCGGCGCUCAUAGAGGCAAACUGUCUCUCAUCAACUCCCUCGUCUUCAACCUGAUGUUUGCCGACGCACUGACGCUGCUCUUCGCGGUUCCUUUCAGGGCCGCCUCCUACUCCGAGGCCACCUGGAACCUGGGCUGGGCGGUCUGCAAGACGGCCAACUGGUUCCUCCAGUCCUGCAUGGCAGCAAAGAGCUUCACGCUGGCUGUCAUGGCCAACGCGUGCUACCGAUAUGUCUCCAACCCCAACAAGCAGGUGAGCAUCCGACUGGGCUCCAUCCUGGUGGUGUUCUUCUCCAUCUGGCUGUCCGCCUGCUCGGUCGCCCUCCCGCACUGGCUUUUCGCCGUGCUGCGGAGAGAAGGCCGCGGGCUGGUUUGCGGGCUGGUGGUUCCUCCCGAAGCCCGGGACUUCAUGGCCGUGUACGUCAAAGCGUACCCACUGGUGGUGUACUGUGCGCCACUCAGCUUUGCCCUGAUGUAUUUCUGGAGGGCUUACGGCCAGUGCCAGCGCCGCUCCAGUAAGACUCAGAACCUGCGCACACAGAUCAGAUCCAGGAGGCUCACCCUGAUGUUGCUCAGCCUGACUGUGGCCAUGGCUAUCCUCUGGCUUCCCCAAUGGGUGGUGUGGGUUUGGGAGCGUCAUACGGCGGAGAAGGAGAUCGAGGGGGCUCGUCCCCUCAUCUCCUCUCUUCCCCCUCUCCUGACGCUCUCCGCUCAGCUGCUCACCUUCUCGCUGUCCCUGGUGAACCCUCUCAUCGUCCUCUCGCUCUCCGAGGAGUUCAGGGAGGGCUACAGGGGGCUGUGGAGGCGCCUCACACUCCGGAAGCAACCCCCGCCCAAGGCAAAGCCCGGACCUCACAACCCUACGUCCCUCCAGUCGCCUCGCCCCAGACCAGAGACCUCUGGCCAGGCGGAGGGAGAGAGGAGCCUUCAGUCCAGCUCCAGCCAGGGCCCCCGCAGAGAGGCUCAGCCCCAGCCGGAGCCAGUGGGGGAGAGCAGCGUUGACACGCUGAGCCUCAAAGACGGCAUCGUUUUGCCCGACGUGGAGCAGUUCUGGCACGAGAGGGAGACUGGGCUGCACGCGGAGGAAAGUGACCCCGUGCCGUGGGAGCACCAGAAGAAAGAGGGGGAUAACUGAGGCAUCUUUUAGUUGAUCUUUAACACAAUCCUCGUCCAGCAGCAGCUUCAUCAACAGGCCAUCGAUUGAAGAAUUAAGGCUUCUGCUGCGCCGUGAAUCAUUUGUAUUCUAUCACCUGUGUUUAAAUUGUUCAAAAGGUAAGAUGUGCCAUCAGAGAGGAAAACUAGAAUGGGCAGUAUACAGGGCAGUAUCAUCUGUAUAUAGGAUAAACAUAAUGUAAUAUUGUGUUUGUUUCAUUGUGUUUUUACUGCUUAGCAAAUACAAACUAGAUUAUAGUGCAGGGUGGCUUUUGGAGGCUGUAUAUCAAAGCCUCUGGUGGGAUGGCAAUGUGAAUUUAAUACACAGUAAUCUAUAUCUAUUCUCAGUAUAGUGUGUGAAUUGAUAUUGGAGAUCCAGAUAUAUUGAAUUACUUUUACUUAAACGUCUAAAUAACCAAUGUGUGCUGCAAGCAAUCCUCUUAAAUCCUCGCAAAUCUUAAAUUUGCAGAUUAAUUGGAGGUAGAUGUUAACAACUAAAUGUAUUAGUCACGUCCAACCAUUGUCAAAGAAUACCCUUUGGACUUUAGUGAUGUUGAAAUUGUCCGUUUUUUGAUGUAACAGUGAGUGUGUUUUUCUGCCGUCGCUUUGUGAGAGACAUUAUUUUGUAUUGAUUGUGCAUCUAUGACCAGUGUUUACAAUAAAGACAAUUCUA
Pungitius pungitius (ninespine stickleback) is the source of this 2293-nucleotide messenger RNA. RefSeq names its product G protein-coupled receptor 151 (gene gpr151). Gene Ontology annotation, cellular component: plasma membrane. Gene Ontology annotation, biological process: G protein-coupled receptor signaling pathway. The coding region runs from base 284 to 1603 and encodes 439 amino acids. NCBI's taxonomy places the organism in Eukaryota, Metazoa, Chordata, Actinopteri, Perciformes, Gasterosteidae. The record is from RefSeq and is a predicted model, not a curated record. Gene Ontology annotation, molecular function: G protein-coupled receptor activity. The transcript has a single exon.